Molecule: messenger RNA, 357 nt
Organism: Talaromyces atroroseus
Lineage: Eukaryota; Fungi; Ascomycota; Eurotiomycetes; Eurotiales; Trichocomaceae
Exons: 1
Coding region: 1-357 (118 amino acids)
Source: RefSeq, a predicted model, not a curated record
AUGGCCGAGCCAAUUCCCUCUGCUGCCGAGGGCGAAGAACAGCGUCUGCCAGCCAAUGCCGAGGACCGCAAAGCCGCCGCCGCUCUCUCCUCGCUCAAGGCCAACGGAAUCUCGCAAGGCGACGACGAUGCCGCGGCUAGCAACAACAAGCUCUCUUCCGCGGCUGCACAAGAAGCGCUGGGCAAGGCGAUGAGUCGGCUAGAGAUUGCUGCCGGGGGUGCGGCAAAAGGUGCAGCAGCAGGAGGAGGAGCUAAUAAAGCUGCGGCCGACAAGGCGGUAGCAGCUCAGAAAGAAGAGGCUGCGAAGAAGAAGGCUGUUAAGAUUGCGGCGGAGGAUGUUACGUUGCUUGUGAGAUGA